UUGGCUCCUCAAGCUCAGUCGGCGGGAGCGAAGUGGCUUGAAAACAAGGCUGCCAAAAGAAGCCAGCGAGCUGAACCGAACUGAACGGACCACCGGGACAUGCCCUGCAUCUUGUGAGGACGAAUAACAGCCCACCGGGAAGCCAAGAUGACGGUGGAUUUUGAAGAGUGUGUCAAAGAUUCGCCCCGCUUCAGGGCAAAUAUCGAGGAAGUGGAGACAGAGGUUGUGGAGAUUGAGGCAAAACUCGAUAAGUUGGUGAAGCUCUGUGGCGGCAUGAUAGAUGCGGGGAAGGCGUACGUCAGUGCCAACAAAAUUUUCAUCAGUGGCAUCCGGGAUCUGUCGCAGCAGUGCAAGAAGGAUGAAAUGAUCUCGGAGUGCCUGGAAAAGUGCAGCGAAAGUCUUCAGGAAAUCAUCAACUACCACAUAGUGCUUUUCGAUCAAGCUCAGCAUUCAGUCAAGCAACAGUUGCAUCACUUUGUCAAAGAGGAUGUACGCAAGUUCAAGGAGACCAAAAAGCACUUUGAGCGCAUGCGUGAGGACAUGGAGAUUGCGCAGGUGAAGAAUGCGCAGGCACCCAGGAACAAAGCUCACGAGGUGGAGGAAGCUACUUGCGCGCUCAGCGUUGCGCGAAAGUGCUUCCGCCACCUGGCCUUGGACUACGUUCUGCAGAUCAAUGUUCUCCAGGCCAAAAAGAAAUUUGAGAUCUUGGAUGCAAUGCUGUCCUUCAUGCAUGCCCAGUACUCCUUGUUCCAACAAGGCUACAAGCGCCUGGAAGAGGUGGACCCCUACAUGAAGAAGUUGGCAACAGAGUUGGAUCAGCUGGUGAUCGACUCGGCCAUGGAGAAGAGAGAGCUGGAGCACAAGCACGCAACCAUCCAGCAGAGGACGCUUAUGCAGGACUUUGCCUACGACGACUCCAAGGCAGAGUUCAAUCUAGACUCUCCCAGCGGCGUGGUGAUGGAAGGAUACUUGUUCAAGAGGGCCAGCAAUACCUUCAAGACGUGGAACAGACGCUGGUUCUCCAUCCAGAGCAGUCAGCUGGUUUACCAGAAGAAGCUCAAGGACUCUCUGACGGUGGUGGUGGAUGACCUCCGCCUGUGUUCCGUCAAACCCUGCGAGGACAUCGAAAGGAGAUUCUGCUUCGAAGUAGUCUCCCCGACCAAGAGCUGCAUGCUGCAGGCCGAGUCAGAGAAGUUGAGACAAGCUUGGAUUCAGGCGGUCCAGGCCAGCAUUGCCUCGGCCUACAGGGAGAGUCCUGACAGCCUCCGCAGCGAGCAUCUGGACAGAGCUGCCUCACCAUCCACCAGCAGCAUCGACUCAGCCAACGAGUCGCGAGAGCAUGGAAGCCGCGGCGAGGGCAUCUUGCAGAGGAUCCUUGGCCUCCCUGGCAACCAGCAGUGCUGCGAUUGCGGUCAGGCCGAUCCUCGUUGGGCAUCCAUCAAUCUGGGGAUCCUGCUGUGCAUCGAGUGCUCCGGCAUUCACAGAAGUCUCGGCGUUCACUGCUCCAAAGUGCGAUCGCUCACGCUGGACUUGUGGGAACCCGAGUUAUUAAAGUUGAUGUGUGAGCUAGGCAACGGUGUUGUCAAGCACAUCUAUGAGGGCUCGUAUCAGGAAGGACAAGGUGUGAGGAAAGCCACGGCAUCCAGUUGCAGGCAGGAGAAGGAGGCUUGGAUUAAGGCCAAGUAUGUGGAGAAAAGGUUUGUCAAGAAGAUGAUUGCUGCGUCGAGUCUUGUUAAUGGCGACAGGAAGUCAACGCGGCGCUGGACCGUCCAGAAGUGUCGCAGGCACAACAGCGCUACCACGGUACCAAAGACACGGCGGCGGUGCCGACAGGAUCUCCGGAGCGCUUCCCCGGCCAGCCUUUCCUCAGCGUCUGCCAAGUCUCGACGAGAGUCCUUGUUUUGCCCCGAUGAGCUGGACUCCCUUUUCUCCUAUUUCCACACCGGAUCUGGACCUCGAAGUCCGCCAGGCCUCAGCAGCGACAGCGGUUUGGGGAGCACCGACGGAAGCACUGACUUUCUGGUGACGGGGUCAGUGGUGGACAGCGUGACCGAGGAAGAGAGCGAGGCGUCCGAAGACUCGAGCGGCGAGGCCGAGCAUGACGCGUCGGACCCAGAGGACGGCAGGUACCUCCACCCUGGGGCGCUCCUGUACCGAGCAGCCAAGGCUCGCAACCUGCCCGUCAUGGCCGAAGCGCUGGCGCACGGCGCUGACGUCAACAUGGUUAACAAGGAUGACGAAGAGAAGACACCACUCAUACAGGCUGUGAUUGGGGGUUCCUUGUUAGCCUGCGAGUUCCUGCUCCAAAACGCCGCUGAUGUCAAUCAAAGAGAUGCUAGAGGGCGGGGCCCUCUGCAUCACGCCACCUACCUGGGCCACACGGGGCAGGUGUGUUUAUUCCUCAAAAGAGGCGCCGCCCAGAAUGAUGGCGAUGAGGAUGGCCACGACCCGUUGAGCAUCGCGGUGCAGCAAGCCAACGCUGACAUCGUCACCCUGUUGCGUCUGGCCAGGAUGAACGAGGAGAUGCGCGCGUCGGAGGGAGGCUUCGCCCAAGCAGGAGAUGCCACGUACCUGGACAUCUUUCGAGAGUUCUCGCACAUGGCUUCCCACAAUCCCGAGAAGUUGAAGAGGAGGAGCGUGCACUUCAGGCACUCCUUCAGGUAGUCAAGCCAGGGGACAAGUUGGACAAAAGCAAAAAUGUUUUUCCCUCUACUUCUUUUUAUUUCACUUUUUACUUUGUGUUUUAUUGUGUCCAAGAGGAUUAGCAGGUCUUAUCCUUACAUGGACUUUUUUUCCCCCAAAAACACCAAGCACAUGCUUUCUUGCACCCUGAAUUUUGAAACCAAGCAAAAGUACAGUAUAGUACUGUAUCCUUCAAAAUCAGUCGUAUUCUGUGCAGCAUACCCAGAAGACGUUUUUUUUUUUUCCAAAGGACACAUCCCCCAAACUAAUCAAUCAAACAUCACAACCAAAUGCCAUAGGAAUUGCAAAGUUGCUUAUUUCAGAAAAAAAACGUUGAGCUUUGGGAGAACGAGUUUUCCAAGAACAAACAAAAAAUGUCAAUCUUACGAGAAUAAAUUUGUAUUUUUCUGAGCUAGUCGUAAUAUUAAAACAAGUGCAGUGCAAGUGUAACAAGGAAAGAAAGUCUUUAAUUGUGGACAGUGAGUAAAUUUAAAAAUAAAAAUACCACUAUUCUCAUUAGACCUUUAGGUAAGAAAAAAAUAUGCUGUUUUAUUUAUUUUUUUAAAUAUAUGCUGAAACAUUACAACACUAUAAAAUUAUUCAUUGGCGUGGUAAAUUUCUGGAACGUUCCCUGUAAAUUCCCACUGCUGUGAACCAUUGUGCCAUUUGAAAUGAUGAGAUGCAAUAAAAUGUCAGUAAGGUUGGGAAACUCC
Syngnathus typhle (broad-nosed pipefish) is the source of this 3395-nucleotide messenger RNA. Its product is annotated as arf-GAP with coiled-coil, ANK repeat and PH domain-containing protein 3-like. Gene Ontology annotation, cellular component: cytoplasm. The record is from RefSeq and is a predicted model, not a curated record. Gene Ontology annotation, molecular function: protein binding; GTPase activator activity. Lineage: Eukaryota; Metazoa; Chordata; Actinopteri; Syngnathiformes; Syngnathidae. The coding region runs from base 148 to 2664 and encodes 838 amino acids. The transcript is spliced from 25 exons.